GCGUGGGGAUACUCUUGGUGUUGCUUUGUCCAAAUUAACCUCUGAUGUUAAUCCACCCACACGUUAUUGGAAUACCUGGCAACCCACAUGUUAUUCAAAGGCAAGCGCGCGAUAACGAAGAGUGGAGUCGAGUGGUGGUUGUCCAGCUACGUUAACAGAUAUUUAACUUUUUGAAAUUAACUUUAUAAUCUCUUCAGUUGUAGAAUGGUGUAGUUGGGGUAUCACUUUUUAGUACGCGUUAGUCUUUAUUGUUGUCUGUAGCUGCUGAGUUUGAGAGUCAGUUAGGUUCACAUUGGCUAUUAGCAGCUAGCUAGCUAGCUAUUGGUAGUAACCAGCGGUUGUUGCGAGUAACCUUGGAUUGUUUGGAUAUCCAACUAAUAUUAGGGUUAGAAAUCCUUUGGUGAACGGAGGCACCUUUUAACCGUAAACGGACCAACGUUACGCAGCUGUUUACUCGAAAAUGAAAAAGAAGGCAUCGACGUCUCUAUCAGAGAAAGACGACUGCAAUGUUUGGAUUGACACGGCAGAACUUAGGGAAAAGAAACGGAAACGACAGAUGCGUCCUAUAUCUAAACUCCUUAACCCCUUUGCUCGAGGUGGAGGUUAUAGUGUGGCGGUGGCGCUCAAUUUCACGCAGACUAAACUCGACAUGCCUGCUACCAAACAGAGUACCAUAUCCUCGUUCUUUAGCCCUCAGCGCAAAGAGGCUGAGAAGAAGACAACUUUGCCUUUGAAUGGAUCAGACACAGUCCUCAGAUCCGAGGAGAGACAACCAAUAACAAAGCUUGGGUGUCAGAACUCAGCGAAGAACACUGACAUGCUUAUUGAAAGUGAGACUUUUGGUAUAAGUGAAAGAACUUGUGGUGAGAGAUCCGUUCAUGAACGUGAGCGAGACAUUCCCAUGUACUCUAGUAAUUCGAAAAAAGAGCAGAUGUUCCUGCAUUUGAUCAGUGGAUAUGAGUCUGAAGGUGAAGUGGAAGAACCGGAGGGGAAGAGAAGAUUUUCUGAACCCUGUUCCAUCCCCACUGCAGCAUACAAACAUGUACCAGUCCCCCGGCAUUCACAGGUAAAGUCCUGCCUGCCUGUUCCUGAAACGUUGCCCCUGAGCCACUGGGACUACAAUACCCAGGAUUCCCAUUGUCUCAAGACCUUGCGUCAGAAGAAUAUUCCAGUGGAAGCACAAGCUGAUGUUUUUUGUACGUCCCAGACAAAUGAGGGGGAUUUCAGGGCUCAAAUGCACCUUGCUGGGCACACCUCAACUCGGAGAAAGGCCUCACCCACCUUGAGCUCACCCGCUAAGCAUUCUGGGAAAGAAAACUGCCCGUCCAAUACAGUGAGGUGGCAGAAUUUGGGGUGGAAUGGAUCACCACCAAUGAAGAUGAGACCUUCAUUACCCAGCAGCCCUGUUGCUAAAUGUAGGCCACGGGGGACGAAGUGUCUGUCACCGAAGAGGCCGCUCUCAGAAGCAGCACAGGAGUUCAAAACAGACAGCCUGGCCUCGCUGUUCACGCAGGACACUCAGGGCUUUCGGGUGAUUGCCCACAGAAACCACCAAUCAUGGAGCCCUUUGAAGGACCAGACUAACAAUGCCAGUGUAGGAGGAUGGAAGGUACCAUCUGUCGGGGCUCUAGAGGGAGACACAGAUCCAGAGCUGGAGGCAGAGAUGCUGUUCACCCAAGACUCUCAGGGUAAUCAGGUCAUAAAGCACUGAGUAAUCUCCAAACACAGCUAUACGAAAUAUGUGUGUAUUGUAGUACUUAUUUUGAUAUUUUUUGUGUUUCAGUUUCAUGCAUCACAUGUUAUAUAGUUUGUGUCUAUACCUUGAUCUUCAAACAUGCAACUUCAUCUUGAAUAAAGGUUAAAGUAACACUAUUCAACAAUUUGACACUUUUUGAGGUAUGGUUUU
Clupea harengus (Atlantic herring) is the source of this 1906-nucleotide messenger RNA. It is a transcript of the gene aunip, whose product is annotated as aurora kinase A and ninein interacting protein. Gene Ontology annotation, cellular component: centrosome; spindle pole. NCBI's taxonomy places the organism in Eukaryota, Metazoa, Chordata, Actinopteri, Clupeiformes, Clupeidae. Gene Ontology annotation, biological process: spindle organization. The record is from RefSeq and is a predicted model, not a curated record.